GUACACGUUGGAGACGUGUGUUUAUCAUUGACUUCAAAAAUCAACCAUUUUUAAUUCAAUAUCUCAACAACAGGAAAACGGAGAAGACGAAAGUAUAUGCAGUUUAGGUCCACCAACUGGUUGUUAGCUUCACAAUAUCCAUUUUUCAAGCAAUUGUCUUUAGCUACUAAACAAACACCUCAAUUCAAGCAAACCCCAUUUCAAUUUGGACCUUCUUCUUCUUCUUAUUAUUAUUAUUAUUCUUCACCCUAAUCUCAUCCGAAUCAUUUAAAAUCUUCAACUUUGUCCGCACGUGAAAACCACGGGCAUCAUAUCACCUUCUAAAGUAAUCAUUUUUGAAGAUCUUUUUGAUAGUGAUUGGGUUUUAAAGGAAUCAAGAUGGCUACUUAUUAUCCUCCUUCAAACAAUCAUCAAAGAGAUGUGUUUCAAAGCUCAUACGAUUCAUAUCAAGAAUCACCAUGUCCACCUGUAGAUAUGAUGUAUCAAAACCAAACAUCCACUGACAACUCUUUCUUACAACUUUUAUCUGGAAACAUGCAACCGAAUCCUCAAAUCCUUUCACAAGUCAAAGAUCAUAACACUUCAGAUGAUGAAAGAAACUUACAGUAUCAAGAAUUAUCACUCAGCUUAGGAAUGCAAAUCCCUUCUUCCUCCAUGGAUUUACCUUCCUUUCAAUACAAUUACUUGAACACCCAUCUUCAAGAUCCUCAUGAUCAUGGCUCUCAUGGUUCUCAAACCCAUAAAGUAGAAAAUGUUGACUAUUUGUCCUUUGACUUGGUUGGAAAAAACGGUCAAUGUUCUGUUUCUGAUACAUAUGAUGUUUCAUAUGGACUUGUAAGUGGUAGAAUCUUGGAUUCAAAAUAUCUAAAACCAUCACAGGAAUUGCUUGAAGAAGUAGCAAAUCUUCGUGAAGCUUUAAGACAGCUAAAGAUUAACAAACUUAGCAAUCUACAUACCCUUCGUGUAGACGAUAAAAAAAAUUCCAAAUUUACCCCUCACGAAUCCACUACUACUUCCUCCGGUGAACUCUCGGCUUCUGAGAAACAAGAUCUUCAAAAUAAGGUCACGAGAUUGUUUUCUUUCUUAGACGAGGUGGAUAGGAAAUACAGAGAGUAUUGCCAACAAUUGCAAAUUGUUGAAGCAGCAUUGGAUGUGGUGUCUGGGUGUGGGGCUGCAAGGACAUACACAACACUUGCACAUCGAACAAUUUCUUGCCAUUUUCGGUGCUUACGUGAUGCCAUUAAUGGACAAAUUCAAGUGACACGUCAGCGGUUAGGAGAACAAGAUGAUUCGGUGGACAGAGUGUUGCCACGUUUAAGGAACGUGGAAAAGCAACUCAGGCAACAGAGAACACUUCAGCAGCUUGGUGUGACUCGUCAUUCUUGGAGGCCACAAAGAGGGCUUCCGGAAGGAUCUGUCUCGAUUCUUCGCGCUUGGCUGUUUGAACAUUUUCUUAACCCUUACCCAAAAGAUUCGGAGAAAAUCAUGCUAGCAAAACAAACUGGACUCACUCGAAGCCAGAUUGCAAAUUGGUUCAUCAAUGCACGUGUACGUCUCUGGAAACCCAUGAUUGAAGAUAUAUACAAAGAAGAAUUUGGCAAUUGCACAUCAUCACAAGAACAUGCACUCAAAGGAGCAAACAAUAACUCAUCAUCUUCAGAAGAUAAAGAGAAAGAAUUGGAAUUGGGUCAAGAUUUAAGUCAAAAUCCUGACUUUUUCAGUGAGAUAGAAGUCAACAGGUCUCCAACACAUAGGCAUACAGAUAUGUCAGACCAAUAUAGGUUUGGUGAAGAACCCCAAUUGUUAUCUGAUUUUUUGGUAUAAUAAAACUUUUUAGUGUAAGCAAAGAAGUGUACACAACACACAUACACUGAUCUUGAUUUGAUGUAAAUAUGAAAGCAUAUAUAGUUGGUAUUUUGUUUAGAUUUAUAGAAUAAUUUUUAAAGACCAGUCUGUAAGUAAUUAAAGAUGUCAAUUUAUUUGAUAUUGGUUCAAAAUAGAUGUGACAUCAAUGUACCAUUUCUUAUGUAAUAAAACAACAAUUUCUUAA
Messenger RNA from Lactuca sativa (garden lettuce), 2050 nucleotides. Its product is annotated as BEL1-like homeodomain protein 11. Gene Ontology annotation, molecular function: DNA binding. The record is from RefSeq and is a predicted model, not a curated record. NCBI's taxonomy places the organism in Eukaryota, Viridiplantae, Streptophyta, Magnoliopsida, Asterales, Asteraceae. Gene Ontology annotation, biological process: regulation of DNA-templated transcription.